Messenger RNA from Acanthosepion pharaonis, 762 nucleotides. NCBI's taxonomy places the organism in Eukaryota, Metazoa, Mollusca, Cephalopoda, Sepiida, Sepiidae. The record is from the annotation of a GenBank genome assembly.
AUGCUUGGUGAGACCGAGGCUGAGAUUGCUGCUGCUGCUGCUGCUACUGCAUUUGUUAAUAUCUUUCAAACUUUCUCUCUUCCUUUUCAUAUCUAUCUAUAUAUCUCUCUGAUAAUAUCAAUUAAUCUUUCUGUAUCUUCUUUUUCAUAUCUAUCUAUCUAUCUAUCUAUCUAUCUAUCUAUCUAUCUAUCUAUCUAUCUAUCUUGUUCUAUUUCUUACUCGUUCCUUCUAUCCUUUCAUGUCUUAUUUGGCUAUUUACGACAUGUUUUUUUACCAAACUUACAAUCCUGUUCACUUUCUUUUUUCCUUUCUUUCUUUUUCUCAGGCCUUUCGCCGGAGAGUAAAGGUGAAAAGCUAGUUAUACAUUCAUUCCUUGUUUGUUUGCUUCAUUCUUUUCAUGCUUUUUGGGGUGGAGUAAUGGUGAACAAGCUAAUUGUAUUUUCUUUCUUUUUUCUUUAUUUUUCAUAUCUUUCUUUCUUUCGUAAUAUCUUUCUUUCUUUAAUUCGUAAUAUAUUUCAUUCUUUCUUUCGUAAUAUUUUUCUUUCUUUAAUUCGUAAUAUAUUUCAUUCUUUCUUUUGUAAUAUCUUUCUUUCUUUAAUUUGUAAUAUAUUUCAUUCUCUCUUUUGUAAUACUUUUAUUCUUUCUUUCCUCUUUCUUUCUUUCUUUCUUUCUUUCUUUCUUUCUUUCUUCUUCCCAUUUAAAGAAAUCAGGAUAAUCGUCUUAUCCGAGAUGCCAAGUGCUAGAUGUCAAGGAAUUCUUUAA